AUGGUGAAGUACCGCUGUGUACCCGAGUGUACUGGAAGCGGGGGACAUAAAUUCCCCCGUGAUUCUAGUCUGCUGCGCAAGUGGAGGGUGGCAAUAAAGAGAACCGACUUUAGAACGAAAGGGCUUUGGUCACCGUCAACGGAAGACGUUGUGUGCAAAGCACACUUUCAACAAAGUGAUUACAAGGAAACCUUAUUAGGAGAACGUGGCCGUCUUAAGGAUGAAGUUGUGCCUUCAGUGUUCCCUUUUAGGCCUACAUCUGUAGCAAGUCCAAGGGAAAAGCGACAACAAAAGAGGGUUGAGAACAGCAAUUCCCCUGGUAACGGCACCAUUUUGGACAGUUUAAUGGGUGAUGUACAGCAGGAGGUGGAACUGCCACCUGGAAAUAUUGAUGGCAUUAUUGAAAUUCCUGGUGACGACACUGUCACAGAAACAUUUACUAGCACAGGGGCUCAAUGCAACAUAAUUGGUGAUUGUCGCAUUCGGAACUACUCUAACAAUCCAAAAGGUGUCCAGUAUUGGACUGGCUUUGCUAACUAUCAUCAUUUCAUGUUUGUCUUUAAUUGCCUUGAUCCUGCUGCUAGAUAUCUAAAUUACAAAUGUACAUCCCUCUCAGCAGAAGAUCAGUUCUUUUUGACAAUGAUCAAACUACGUCAAGGCUCUGAUGAUUUUGAGCUUUCUGAGAAGUGUAGUGUUAGUGAGACAACUGUUUCCAAAGUAGUUAUCACUUGGAUCAACUUUUUGUACUUUCAACUAAAAGAGCUACCUAUAUGGCCUACUAGGGAUACUGUUACAGAACACAUGGCCAUAGAUUUUAGGAAAAAAUUCAAAAGCACUGGAGUUAUCCUUGAUGCUACAGAGGUUCCUAUCCAGAAACCUUCCCAUGUACAGGCCCAGAGUUUGUCUUGGUCCAGUUACAAACAUAGAAACACUGUCAAAACAAUGAUUGGCUGUACACCUCAUGGUGCAGUUUCCUAUGUAAGUCAAUCAUAUGGGGGUUCAGCAAGUGAUCGCCAGAUAAUGGAAAACUCUGAACUGUUAGAUCCACAGAGAAACUUCUUUGAAAGGGGUGACAGUAUUAUGGCAGAUAGGGGAAUCAUGGUUCAGGAUUUGUUUGCUACUCAUGAUGUUCAUGUUAACACCCCAUCAAUGUUGAAGGGGAAAACACAGUUAGAACCAGAGGAAGUGGUAAGAGAUAGAAGAAUAGCUUCUAAAAGAAUUCACAUUGAAAGAAUUAUUGGACUUGCUAAAAGAUACAAAAUUAUAGGAACACCACUGCCAGCUAGCAAACUCAAACUUGCAUCAAGAAUUAUAUAA
Pecten maximus is the source of this 1317-nucleotide messenger RNA. RefSeq lists its product as uncharacterized. NCBI's taxonomy places the organism in Eukaryota, Metazoa, Mollusca, Bivalvia, Pectinida, Pectinidae. The record is from RefSeq and is a predicted model, not a curated record. Bases 1 to 1317 code for a protein of 438 amino acids. The transcript has 2 exons.